Messenger RNA from Cyprinodon tularosa, 1362 nucleotides. Its product is annotated as acetylcholinesterase collagenic tail peptide-like. The transcript is spliced from 15 exons. The coding region runs from base 223 to 1149 and encodes 308 amino acids. The record is from RefSeq and is a predicted model, not a curated record. NCBI's taxonomy places the organism in Eukaryota, Metazoa, Chordata, Actinopteri, Cyprinodontiformes, Cyprinodontidae.
CCUCCCGCUCUGAGUCUGAUGAGCCAGCUCCUCUUUGGCUCAGUGUUUAAGUAAUUAUCUGAUUCUUUUUGCUGAGCUCUGCCAGUGGCUGCGCUGCGUUUCCAUGCUUUAUAGAGAUGAGCCCCAUUCAGCCGUGCAAGCUUUGCAGAUUGUUCUCCAGCUCUGCAGGACGAGGACCUACAGAGGAUUCAGCAACAAGUUGCUGUUCCAGGAAGAAAAGCAAUGCUGACUGUUCUGGUUCUGGGAUGGACUACAUUACUUGGGUUCCCAUCUGCAGCAUCCAGAGUUCCUUUGAACAGAGGCAGCAAGUGGUUGGCUCGGAAAUGUGAAGUCUUCAUCCCUCCUCCUCUACCUCCUCCUAUGUUUCCUCCAAUCAAACAUAAAGCAGAGCUGAUGGUUGAUAUCACCAAACGCAUCACAGGACCCACAGGGGAGAAGGGCUGCAGGGGGCCAAGAGGAGCGAGGGGUAAGCCUGGUGUGACGGGUCUGCCAGGAGAACCAGGACCACAAGGUCCACUAGGAAAGCCAGGCCAAAAGGGAGAAAAGGGCGAGAGAGGCUGGAGAGGUUUGUAUGGAGACAUCGGGACUCCAGGCAUGAUGAAGGGUAUUAAAGGGACUCCAGGAUUCAGGGGAGAAAAUGGCCUGAAAGGACACCGAGGCCUCAGAGGAGAGAAGGGCGAGCGAGGAAUCCCUGGGAUGGCAGGAGACGGGGGAGACCAGGGACAGAAGGGGGAGCGAGGUCUGAUGGGGGAGCCGGGAGCCAGAGGAGAGCCGGGAGCCAGAGGAAAGAUGGGGUUAAAAGGUUCUAAUGGAGCCGUAGGGGAACCUGGACAUCCUGGAUUGGCAGGACUGCCAGGCGUCCCUGGAGAGCCGGGUCUACCUGGACAAGUGUACGUCCUGCCAGGCCUGCAGGGAGACUCGGGCAGCAGAGGACCCUCAGCCCCCUGCUCCUGCCCCCAGGUUCAGCCUUCCCAGAGACAGAUGGAUAACGUCCUGACGGUGUUUGUCGCAGACAGGGAGAAAGAGAUGAGAUGGCUGAGGGCGGAGAAUGUGAUGGUGCUGCGGACGGACAGAAGAGCGCUCUACAUCUACACUGAUUCUCAGUGGAUGAACGUUCUGGAGGGCCGCAGACCAAGCACCAACAUUUAACUCUGGGUGAUCCUUCCUUCUGCUCCUCUAAUGCAAGAUUUUACUAAUUAAAGAUUUACCUGAAUCCAGACUGAGAAUUUCUGCAUGCCUGGCAUUUUUAAUAGCUUUUUUGUUUGUUUUAACUUUUUGGAAUGUUAAAACUGCUGCACCGUGUAUGUAAAACAUGACUGUAAACACUGAGCUCAUGCAAUAAAAAUCCCAUCACUGUUAAAA